Exophiala viscosa is the source of this 597-nucleotide messenger RNA. RefSeq lists its product as uncharacterized. Bases 111 to 269 code for a protein of 52 amino acids. NCBI's taxonomy places the organism in Eukaryota, Fungi, Ascomycota, Eurotiomycetes, Chaetothyriales, Herpotrichiellaceae. The transcript has 2 exons. The record is from RefSeq and is a predicted model, not a curated record.
CAGCUUGGGUCGCAGCGGCGGUAUAUUCCAAGUUGCAACUCACGAAGGGUAAGGCGGACUGGACUUUGUGGUCUUGGACUUGUACACACAAGGAUCUCUCGAAUGGGAAAAUGUCGUAUAAGAAGAUGUGCAUUGAGAUGCAGUACUCCUUCUAUGCGUCUGCUGUCGUCGCUGGUCUGGAGAUCACCAGUCUGGUUAUCUUUGGGUGGAUUUUGAUCAAGACUCGCAAGGGUGCAGGGUACUCUCAAAUUGAGGCGUCGAAGAUCUAGGAUAUCAGUGGACCGUUUUCUCGCGGCUUUUCUAGCAGUUCACGAAAUCUUGAACAACGAGCAAAUCUAACAAACCAUGAAUGAUGCAGAAGUUGUUGCUGAUUUACCAAAGCUGGCUUGCCUCAUUAUUGAUGCAACAAUGACUGGUGUUGAUUUUCCUUAAAGGUUAGGGACACUCUCUCGGGAGCACAAUGUGCCUCAUGAAAUACCAUGAUUCCAGGUGCAUUUUUUUUGAUACAGUGCUCUUCAACUCACCAUUCGUUGUCUGCCUCGCGUUCCCUUCGGACAGACGGCGACAACGAGGAGCAUUGUCAAACCAAGAUUGAGC